ACUCUUUUUUAGUCCCUUUCUUCGUAGGAGUCAAGUAAACAAAAAGGGGGAACCCAGCCGUGUAGGUUUCCCUUACACACCCUAGCUGUUUUUGCUGUUUCAAGUUUAAUCUUUCCCAGCCACAGCAUAACUUCACUUUUUCCCAGUCGUUCACUGUUUGUCAAACUUGCUUCUCAUUUUAGUUUCUGUUUCCCCACCCUUUUUUUUUCUCAUAGUAUUAUUUUAAUUAUCUGCGCAUGAAGAUGACUUUGUAACAGUUGUAUAACAGUAUUUGUCAGGGAGGAAAUGAAGGCAUGGUUAACAAGUGUGUUAUAUAUGCACCAGACGACAUGAAUAGACUCAGCUGUCACUCUUCCACUCCUUCUUCUUCCUCUUCUUCUCCUGGUUCCUCAAUGGGGAUGGUUUACCCAGACAUGGGUUCUCUUUCUCUUGGUCCCAACUAUGGUAUCGUAGGCUCAAGUGUUUCUUCCUCACAGGAUAGCUAUGCCUGCAAGGGCUCAGAGAUGGAAAAUGAAAGAGCUUCUUCUUGGGGUUUUCAUUUCAUGGGGAACUGCAAAGCAAGGAGCUUUGAGGAAAACCACAGCUCUGAUGUUGUGGAGGGUAAGGACUCUGAUUGUAGUGAUGGGUUCGGAGAUAAUAAUAGGUCCAUAAAUCUGAAUGCCAACUUAAAUGAAGAGAACUCCAAUGAGAAUGGGGUAAGUGGCAAGGAAACAGACAGCGGGCAGUCAAAGCUUUGUGCUAGGGGCCACUGGAGGCCUGCAGAAGAUACUAAGCUCAAGGAACUUGUAGCUCUUUAUGGCCCUCAGAACUGGAACCUUAUAGCCGAGAAGUUGGAAGGAAGAUCAGGUAAGAGCUGCCGGCUAAGAUGGUUUAACCAGUUGGACCCUAGGAUCAAUAGAAGAGCUUUCACUGAAGAAGAAGAAGAGAGGCUAAUGCAAGCUCAUAGACUUUACGGUAACAAGUGGGCAAUGAUAGCGAGGCUGUUCCCUGGAAGAACUGAUAAUGCAGUGAAGAACCAUUGGCAUGUCAUCAUGGCUAGGAAGUAUAGAGAACAAUCAAGUGCUUAUAGGAGGCGGAAGCUGAGUCAAUCUGUUUAUAGAAGGAUGGAAGAAACUCCAACCUUUGUCUGCAGAGAUGCAGCCACGAAAGCAGAACCUCCCCCAUACUGUCUCAAUAUCCCCAAUAGAAGACUUGGCAUUAUCUCCCAAUAUCAGUUUGGAACCUUCAACGGUGCUGAUGGUGGGGUUGAUGUUGGUGUCUCAAAUGUUUCACCCCACAUGACCAGUGGGAGAGAAGCAAUCUCAAGCAGCGAGGUCCCUCACAGUGGGUUAUGUGCACAACAGGCACCUUUUGAUUUCUUCCCUGGUGUUAAUAGCAAUGACAUGGUGGGCAUGUUCAGCCAGACCAGAUCUUGGGGUGCCAGGCCAAUUGAUGAACCCCAGAUCUGUGGUUUCUAUCCCCACCACCAGCAGCAGCAGCAGCAGCCUUCUUCAUACAUGAUGGCAAUGCAACAGUCAGACUUCCUCAGCUCCCAAAGCCUCACAGAUUGCACAGCAUCAACACCCCAAGUUUCAGCCAGUGAACCUUCAUCAUCAGUGGCAGGGAGCAGAGCAGCAGCCAGCAGCCACAGCCACAGCCACAGCCACUAUGAGAUCGUUCAACCACCAUUCAUUGACUUUCUUGGGGUAGGAGCCACAUGAAGUUUAGCUAAAACCCCCCCACACCCCCGCCUAAAAAAUAAAGGGCCUGGAAAAGUUUUCCACCUUAAUGUGGAAGUGCUCCAAGAUAACUGAGAGGCCAUUAGAGGUAAAGAGAGGAUUUGUUUUUUCAGAUCGGUGACAGUAGAUUCAUCUCUGCAUUAGUCUGUCCCAAGUCAUAUCCCCCAGCAUCUUUUUCCUGUUAUCACCCACCCUUUCUCUCCCGAGACCUUGUCCAAAAGUUUAAACAAAAUAAAUUUUAUAUUAUUCUCCCAAAUAACCAUGCCGCCUUUUCCUGUUAUUUCCCCCUUUUUGUUUCUUUUAAAAAAUAUGAAUAAUAAUCAGCAUGGCAUAUGAACCAGAGCCAUUGGCCUA
Theobroma cacao (cacao) is the source of this 2072-nucleotide messenger RNA. RefSeq lists its product as uncharacterized. The record is from RefSeq and is a predicted model, not a curated record. Gene Ontology annotation, molecular function: RNA polymerase II cis-regulatory region sequence-specific DNA binding; DNA-binding transcription factor activity, RNA polymerase II-specific. Gene Ontology annotation, cellular component: nucleus. Lineage: Eukaryota; Viridiplantae; Streptophyta; Magnoliopsida; Malvales; Malvaceae. Gene Ontology annotation, biological process: regulation of DNA-templated transcription.